AUGGAAGAUAGCAGCAUUGACAAAGAGCUAAAGCAGAAAUUAAACUUCUCCUGGUGUGAAGAGGAGAGUGAGAACGAGGGGCAGCAGGGAGCGCGAGGGAGCCGGGAGGCCCAGAGCCAGAGCCCAGAGGCGUCUGAGGCGCAGGCCUCGGAGGCAAAGUCCGCGCCUCCCAGGACACCCCUUCGUAACGCCCAUGAACUCUCCCCAUCUCAGGAAAAAGACAGAGGGGGACCAGAGAGGCCUCCCAAGUGUCCUGAAACACCAGACCAGCCAAAUGACGGAUGCCAGCUGCCAUGCUGUGAGAGUCCCUUCACUCCCAAAGGUCUGCUGAGCCAGUCAGCUGUUUCUUCUACAGGGAGGCUCCCCUGCCGAGGCUGUAAGCACUUUAGGCUCACACCUAUUUCCUUCACAGAUGAAAUGACCUCAUCAGCUCUGGUUAAUGUUAAUCCCUUCACCCCAGAGUCCUAUAGGAAACAACUCCUUCAAUCCAGUGGCAAGAGGAAAACCCGAGGAGAUCUGAGGCUAGCAGGUGGGGAAGAGAAAAAGAUAGGGUUGCUUUCAGAAAGAUGCCUUCUACGAGAAACCAACAUGACUUCCCGCUAUGAAAAAGAAUUCGUGGAGGUAGAAAAAAUUGGGGUUGGGGAAUUUGGGACCGUCUCCAAGUGCAUUAAGAGGCUGGAUGGAUGUCUCUAUGCGAUAAAACGCUCCAUGAAGCCUUUCGCAGAAUUAUCAAAUGAGAAUUUGGCUUUGCAUGAAGUUUAUGCUCAUGCAGUGCUUGGCUAUCACCCCCACGUGGUGCGUUACUACUCUGCGUGGGUCGAAGAUGACCACAUGAUUAUCCAGAAUGAAUACUGCAAUGGUAAGUAUGGGGAUUNGGCCUUCCUGUCUUCUGUUCUGAAGGAUUACCGGCAUCUCCCCAAAGCAGACAUAUUCGCCUUGGGAUUAACAAUUGCAAUGGCGGCCGGUGCAGAGUCAUUGCCCAGCAAUGGGGCCAGAUGGCAUCAUAUCCGUGAGGGAAACCUUCCGUACAUCCCUCAGGAACUCUCAGACGAAUUUGACAGUCUACUCAAGUUUAAAGAUCCUGUUACAUUUUUUUCAUUUGUCCUUCUGAGCAACCCCGUGAGGGAACUGAGAGCAGCCCAACGGGAGCAGUCCCCCCAGGAAGGUGAUGAUGAGCCUGGGGUCUCUGGGACACCCACAGGAUUAAGAAGCACCAAACUCCUAGUGGGAGGAAAGAGUGUAAAGUCUUCAAGCUUCAGCUGUGGGAUAACUUCCCCAUAAGAACUCAUUUCACAUCAGCCCACGUUUUACCUUAGAGCUGCCAGCAACAGAUUUUGACCGUGUCAAACUUCCUCCUGUAAAUGGAAAGAUUAACCAACCCGAAUGCCCAAAGAUUUCAAAAGCCACUCCUAAUUUAGCAUUUACAGCCAAGACCCUAAAGCUUUUAAGGCCUCCUAUGAGCAGUGGUCCCAGGUGCAAUAAUCAGUAGACACUCCUCUAUUGUUAUAUUCCUAACACCGUCUAUCACUUCUCUCACUCAUUGUGCACAAGGGGAGAGUGUGGGCUUCUGAGCUGAAAGAAGAGAAGGAACCAGCCCUCGAUGUAGCGUGUGGCCUAAGAGGUUGCUCUGGCUAAUUACCUACGAAGGAUCCCUGUGACUCCCUGCACAUAAAAAGGAGUACUAUUUUGUUUUGAGUUGAGGUAACAGCUUAUAAGAAAAUGCGCCUGGAUUUCAACACUGUUUGCCAGGUUAUAUGAUGGUAUUAUUCCUAAAAGAAUUCUCAGCAACUUUGAGUAAGUAGUUUUCCUACUGUAGUCUCUGAAUGGAGACAAUCCCUUCCUCUGAUAUUGUAUUUAUUAAACAUAAAGGAUUUCACCAUUAUGUGAGGUGGGUAGAAAUAAGACUAUACAUAACUUGACAUUUCUGAGCUGGCUAUUAACUUAUGGAACAGAAACACUGGUAGAGGGCGUGGGGGGAAUUUGAUGUGGUUGUUCUCCUUCCAUCUAUUUGCCCUGACCCUCUUGUAACUGUUAUGUCUGGUUUUAAUUUUCUGGAUGUCGCCAACUUCUCCUUGAUUUUAUCAGAAUUUGGCUUUAUUUCCAGUGAUUUUAUCACAUUUUACCCAAAUCCUUUUCUCUGUAUAUAUUUUUAAAGGAAUAGAAUAUUUGUAAAUAAAGGUUUUUUUUUAUCUUGUCCAAAGCCAAAUAUGAGUAAAACACUCUUCUUUGUACUAUAUAACUAAGAAUGAGAAAUUUAUGUUGGAAGCCAUUUCAUGAUAGAUAGGUGAGAGAAUUAGGUAGGCUAGCACUAACAAGUCUUGGCUUCAAGGCCGAGUGUCACAGGCCCAAGAGCAAAUAU
Molecule: messenger RNA, 2359 nt
Organism: Hipposideros armiger (great roundleaf bat)
Lineage: Eukaryota; Metazoa; Chordata; Mammalia; Chiroptera; Hipposideridae
Gene: WEE2
Product: WEE2 oocyte meiosis inhibiting kinase
Exons: 9
Coding region: 1-1281 (426 amino acids)
Biological process (GO): protein phosphorylation; regulation of meiosis I
Cellular component (GO): nucleus; cytoplasm
Molecular function (GO): protein tyrosine kinase activity; ATP binding
Source: RefSeq, a predicted model, not a curated record